AAGGAUGACUCACCAGAAUCUUCACUUACACAUCCACCACUGGGAUUAGAGCCCUCGGGAUGUCGUUACAGCUUGUAUCUAGAUGUCUCAAGAAGCCUCGCGUGGUCAUAGCUGGGGCGUUUCAGAGGUGGCUGGAUGUAGAGGCACUGGAGUUGGCUGUAAAAUACAAAACACAUGUUGAUACAGUUCUUGCUUACCGUCAAAAGUUUUUAGAGACAUUUGGUAAACAGGAAACUAAUGAUCGAUAUUUGCAAUAUGCAGAAGGUCUCCAAGUAGAUUGGGAGAAAAUCAAAAUCAAAAUUCAGAUGGAAAUUACUAAAGAACGAGAGCGAUCAUCAAACAGCCAGUCCAAUAAGAAUGCAGGUCUAAAGCUCUAAAUACCUUGCCAACCUUUAAGAAAUUUUGAAAUUAAUUCUGAUGAACCAAAGAUAAGCAUGUUUGGGUUGCAAACGCAAGAGAUACUAUCUUUAAUUCUAAUCUAUAAUCUUUAAUUGUAAGCACUUUCUCUGUAUUUAAUAUAUAAAAGUGUAAUCAGAAAGAGUAAGCACAAAAUAAUUGAUAUAACUUCAACUUUAUAUUUUCUAGUCUAAUAUUUAGCAAAGCAUUUCUGUAACUUCUCUAUACCUGAGUAGUGUUGAUUACAUUCCAUUUUUUGUUCAUUACUUUAUCCCUGAAUCUUUAGGCAUGAACAAAUAUUAAUGCUGAUAAAAAACAUUGGACUCUUUAAAAUGUUAUUAUUAAUUUUUGUUUGGCCUCCUAAAUUGUAAAGUGCCUCCAAGAGCUUAUUUAUACCAAGACAUACAGAUGAAUUUGUGAAAAUAUAUAACCAUUUAGAUACUUGUACACCAAAGUUCAGAGUAGCUUUCUUUGAAUAGCAAAAGUUAGAAAAACUCCAAUGUCCAUCAACAGAUGAGUGAAUAGAUCAGUGUGGUAUCCACAUACAAUGGAGUAUCAUUCCGCUUUACAAAGGAUUGAAUUCUGAUACACACUACAACAUAGAUGAACCUUGAGAAAAUAGGCUAAGUGAAAUAAACUCAGCGACACAAAAGGUCCUAUAGUGUAUGGUCCACUUAUGUAAGGCACCUAGAAUCAGCAAGUUCAUAGAAACAGGAAGGACAGCAGUGGUUAUCAGGGACUAAGGGGGAGGAGAGGUUGGGAGUUCAUUGUCUAAUGAGUAAGGAGUUUUGUUUGGAAUAAACAAAUUAUGGAAAUGGGUAGUGAUGAAAUGGGUAGUGAUGUUGGUUGUACAACAUUUAGAAUUUUAAUGACACUGAAUUUUACUCUUUUGCGGGGGUAGUACUGGGAAUCGAACACAGGACCUCAUGCCUGCCAGGCAGGCGCUGUGCUGUUGAACUGUAUCCUGAGCCCGAGUUGAACUCUUAAAAAUGAUUUUAAAAGGGCGUGGGAUGUGGCUUAGUGGUAGAGUGCUUGCCUAGCAUUUGGACUGGGCUCAGUCCUUAGCACUGUAAGAAAGUUUUCUUUGGAUGGUAAAUUUUGUUAUAUAGACAGUAUCUCCGUAAUUUUAUAAACAUCUAGAAUGAGCAACAGGUAGUAUUCUCACUCCUAGCAAUAGGGCCCUAGAUUCUGAGUUUGUGAAAGUCUUACUACGUGAUAAAUCUGUGUGACUAUCCUUAAUUCAAUUAACAAUUGUUAAUUUUUUAACAAUAACACAAAUACUUUUAGAAAGUCUUCCAUGAACUUGUUUUUGGAAAUGCUAUAUUAUAGAGUGUGUGUGUGUGUGUGUGUGUGUGUGUAUGGGAAAGCCAUUACUUCUUUUACUUCCAUUUUAAUUACUAAGUUUCUAUAGAAAUACUUACUUUUUUAAUAGAAAUACUUACUUUUAAGUGCAUUUGUUUUCUUUUUGGAAAUGUUGGAAUAUAUUGCUCUUGCUCCAGAUGCCAGAUACAAAGAUCUGUUAAGUUUGUGAAAUCUGAUUGAGUAGUUUACUUAUAUUGUACUUACAUGCUUACAUAUACUUUCUAUAUGUUGUAUUUCAAUGAAAAGUUAAAAAGAAAAAAUACCUUAAAGGGUAAAUUUUAUGUUAUGUGUAUUUUACCUGAAUAAAAAAAAAAUGAAGUGGGUCUGCUCUAAAA
This is a messenger RNA of Chinchilla lanigera (long-tailed chinchilla), 2093 nucleotides long. RefSeq names its product intraflagellar transport 80 (gene Ift80). The record is from RefSeq and is a predicted model, not a curated record. Bases 60 to 377 code for a protein of 105 amino acids. Gene Ontology annotation, biological process: cilium assembly. The transcript has 3 exons. Gene Ontology annotation, cellular component: cilium; centrosome; intraciliary transport particle B. Lineage: Eukaryota; Metazoa; Chordata; Mammalia; Rodentia; Chinchillidae.